AUGGAACUUCUAAACAGGGAAGCUGAGCCUCGUAAAGAAGAUGAUGCUUUGUCUGGAAGCAGCAGUCCAGAAGAUGUCUUCAGUCACUGUGAAAUGCAGGCAGUUUCAGUUUGUACGGACACCACCAUGCCUCCAGGUGACUACAUUCGAAGACGAGGUUAUACAGAAUCUUCACUUUUGAAGCUUCCCACAGAGUGCACUGGGAGUCGUCAUGCACCUUUCCAGUUUGACCGGCAUGCUUUGGCCAGAAUUUCCACUUCUCCAACUUUAAGGCGUCUAAGGAUGGCCUCUGCCUCACAAACGCUGUCAUUUCAGGACUGCUCUGACACAGCUCAGCUGGGGAAUCAAAAGGAAUACACUGGCUCGCUCCACCACAUCUGUAAGAGUCCACCUCGGUGCACUACAGCUACCUCUUUGUUGUUGCCUUCUUGUGUUCAUGCAAAAUUACUGUCUUCCAAAGCCAAGUCUGAGACAACUAUAACAGAUCCAGAGUCUGCCAGACCCAGAUCAAAAUUACCAAGCCAAAAAGAUCCUCUCAGCAAUGACAGUCCCAGUGAGACACUCCAAAACGCUUGGAGACCCAACUCUGCUACGCUGCCUAGAAGACUCCUCUGCCCCAGCCCAGAGGAGAGUGUCCAGGUAAGAGGAAUAGGAUGA
This is a messenger RNA of Balearica regulorum gibbericeps (East African grey crowned-crane), 657 nucleotides long. NCBI's taxonomy places the organism in Eukaryota, Metazoa, Chordata, Aves, Gruiformes, Gruidae. The record is from RefSeq and is a predicted model, not a curated record.